Sphaerodactylus townsendi is the source of this 17164-nucleotide messenger RNA. RefSeq names its product spectrin repeat containing nuclear envelope protein 2 (gene SYNE2). The record is from RefSeq and is a predicted model, not a curated record. The transcript is spliced from 83 exons. Lineage: Eukaryota; Metazoa; Chordata; Lepidosauria; Squamata; Sphaerodactylidae. Gene Ontology annotation, molecular function: protein binding. Gene Ontology annotation, cellular component: membrane.
AAUUUCCCUGUUUUCUCCCAGCUGCGACGCAGCAAGAAACAAUCUGAAACGUCACCUGCGGACUGUCAGAGUGAGUGUCGCCUCUGGUUUUACUGAGGAUGUGAAAGACAAUUCCUGCUUUCAGAACAAGCUGGAUGAGCUACAGGCUUUAGAGAAUGAAGGCGAUUCGUCAUGGAAGCAGUUUGAAGUGAUGGCUUCAAAGCUUGCAGCUGAAACAGGAGACUGUGCGGACACUGAAACAUCUCGGGAAGAGCUGCUCCAAGAACGGAACAAGCUCCUGAUCGCUUUAAAUGAACGGAUGGAAUCUUUGAAGUCCGCCUGGGCGUUUGUUUUGCCGAUCGAGAACGAAUGGGCUGCGCUCUGCAGCUUGGAGAAGCAGCUGUGCAGAAGAAGCGUGCGGGAGUGUAUGUUGACCAACUGUGAUCUCACUGACGAACAACUGAAGGAAAUGCAGGCUUCUAUUGCGAACUGCGUCGAACAGUGCAACCGGUUGGAACAGGGCAGCCCCGCUGGAGGGAGGCUUGAACUGGUGGAUCGGCAAGUGGCGUGCGUGGUGGCGGUGAAGUUCAAGGAGCGGUGUGAAGAACUGAGCGAUAAGGUGGAGGCUGUCGGAAGGACUCUGCGAGAGCUCGACACUUUCCUGGCUUCCUUGAGGUGUUUCAAGCAGUCUGCGGAUAAUCCGGAGGAUGCCUCUGAACCUAACCUCCUUGCCCCGCACGGAGAGCGAUCCAAGGAAGAGGCCUUGCGGGAAGAGGCUAUAUUGCUAGACGAGAAGCUGGUGAGGGCCAGUAUCUCCUUGGAAGAUGCCGACCAUGGCAGAACGUGUGUUGCGAUGCUGGUCUCGGCUUUGCACACAACAGGAAGCCACGCCGGCAGCUUUGGGGGAAAACAGAGAGCUGCCCAGGGUUCCGAAGCACAGUCAGAAUUUGCCACAAGGACGACCGAGCUCUUUAAAAACAUCCAAGAUAUUCAUGAUAAGAUUGGUAAAAUUGGUCUGAGGGACCCGACGAUUCCUGCUAUUCAACAAAGGCUGAAAUCGUUAAACGAACUGAAGCAGAAGCUGAAUCGCCAUGUUGUGGAAAUGAAGUCCUUAAAAGAAAUGACAGGUCAGCUGUUACAAUCCCCGGAGGCAGAUGAGGUCAUUCGACGGUGGGCAGUGAUGGAAGGCUUAUGGAACGAGACAAAGCUAUGCAUUGCUGAAAGGCAGGAGCAGUGUGCUCAGGCGAUCGAGCUCUUGAAGCAGUACCACAGCUUCAAAAACUGUCUGGCCAGCAUUAUUCAGAAGCAAGAACACAUUCUGUCACAGCAAGUCUCUUACUUGGGGAAAGAGAACCUGCAGAGGAUAAUGGCCAAGGUCGAGGCGGCAAAGAAGGAAUUCGGCAGCCGUUCCGAAGACAUCGACCGAAUAAACCAGAUCAGCAAGAACCUUCAGUUCCAGCUGAACAAAAUGAAAAGCUUCGAGGAGCCCGCCUUUGAGAACGAGGCUAAUGUCAUUGUGGACAGAUGGCUGGAUAUCAACGAGAGGACGGAGAACUAUUGUGAUAAUCUAGGAAGAGCUCUGGCCUUGUGGGACAGCCUCCUGAACUUGUCCAGCUCGAUCACGCUGUGGACCAACUCGGAGCUGAAGAACGUAGAAGACCAUCAUCGUCCGACUGAAGAAGCGUUGGCUGAGUUGGAGGCUGGCCUGCUGUACCAAGAAAAAAACUUAGAGGAAUUUGACAGAAAAGUGGAUGAAAUACAAGAUCUCCUCAAAGGCAGUGAGCCGCCGCUGGAGCUGCAGGUCAUCAAAUCUUCUCUUUCGAACAAAAUGGAUCUAAUAAGGAAGCACUUACCCAACAAGUCAAUCCCCGCUGAACUCAACGGCAAUACGGCUGAGCUAAAAGGGGACCUUGACCUGGCCAAGACGCAGAUUGGAAUGACUGAAUCGCUGCUCGAAUCUUUGUCUCCCUCGAACACUUUGGAGAUCUUUACUAAAUUGGAGGAACUGCAUCAGAAGAUUCUUCAACAAAAACAUCAUGUGACGCUGCUCCAACAAAAGAUGGGUUGUUUGAACCCGGAUGUGGCUGAAUUAAAUGAGCAGCUUAAAAGUGUUACUGACUUGUUUAAUUCAAAGAAGCAAAUUUUCCAGGAUCACUUUUCCACUCUCUUGAACUAUCUGUGUAAGGAUUUUAAUGACUGGUUCAGCGGUACAUGGCUGUCUCUGAAGGAAUGUUUUGAUCCCUUGGAAACAAAAGAGCUAUUGGAAGAGAAGCUUCAACAGCUGAGGAGCUUCCUCGCUUUUGAAGGCAAAGGCGACGACAUUCACGAGGUGAAAACUCUCCUGAACAAGGUGCAGAAUUACUUGUCCAAAGCCACCGUAAACCAGCUGAGGAGCUGGGUGAGAGACCAAGAAUCAGAGUUACGAGGAGUAACUUCCAAAUGUCAAGCACGAGAAGGAGAGCUCCGGGCAUCUUUGCAGCAGUUUAUCAGGCUAGAAGAAGACUUCAGUGCUCUGGCAGAAUGGCUAAGACGUCAGGAAGAGCAAUGGCAGGACUGCCAGAUGAAGAAACCAGAACUUGAACAUUUUUACCGAAUUCUUCUCAAACAGAGAGAGACAUUUGAUUCUUUAGCUUGGUUGGCAAAUUCUUUGAAGCAGUCUGGAUUCUCAAGUGAUGAAGUGGUUCUGGAAUCCUCAGAGCUGGUUGACAGUUAUGAGAUGUUGCUCUGCCACGUACGUAAAAACGUGGACGUUUCUCAGGCACUUUCUGUGGAAGAAAAUAACUUUGAGGAAUUGGCCCAGAACAUGUUUUUGUGGGUGCAAAGAGUGAAAGAUUCAGUCGCUGAACUGAUGUCUGCGGAGGCCAAGAUGCCAAUAGAAGAACGAUUAUGCCAAAUAAAGGAAAUCCUACUGCUGAAAGACGAGGGCGACGCAAAGCUACGAAAUGUUGCAGCUCUUGGGGAACGCUUGAUGACUGAUAACCGGGAAAAGGUGACGGCUGUUCGGGAAAUGGUUUUUGACCUCCAAAAUCAGUGGAAAUGUGCCAUUCAUCAGGCCACUGAAUAUCUGAGACACCAAGAGCAACUCCAGUCACAAAUGGAACCCGACACACGAAGAGAGGAAGAAGGCCAGGCGGGACAUCAGACACAGGAAUUAAGCCUUGAUCAUCCACCCACCUCACCAGACAUACAAACUCGGUUAACAAAUUAUACUGAACUCCUACAGGAAGCAGAAGGCUUAAGAAGUUUGUUGAAUGAAUUGGAAAGCCAGCGCAAUUCAUGGGGGGACGGCAUUGAAGGGACCUUUGCUGAAGAAUUACUGAGGGAGUUAGAACAUCUCCAGGACCGUCUCCUUCGCCAGCUGCAGAAGAUGGCAAAACGUUUGGAAGAUGACGCUGAGGAGCAACGGCAUUGUGAAGAACUUGUGGCGCGCUUGAGGGCUACGCUGAGGGAACUCUCAGAGCCUUCCAGCAGGGAAGAGAAGCAGGUACAGCAAGAUCCUCUUGGCCAAAUGGAAGAUACAUUACAGGAGAUUAUAGCUUUAGUAGAAUCUGUCAAGCAGAAGCCCUCCCUGCUGGAAUGGAAGUUUAUUGAGGGUGGGACGGAUAUGCCUAAAUAUAAACUCAAGAAACAUUUCAAAAAUACGGUUGAAUACACAGAGCAAGAGGCUGGGAAUAUCCACAAUGACGUGCUCAAACAAAACAAUGGAUUUUCUGAUGAAAUGCAAACCCAAGAGCAUGUAGGUGAGAUCCGACAGACAGACAAACCAGCCAUUACCGAUUUCCCCAUUGCUGCUAAAAGCAUCAGUUUGGAAGAAGGCCUUGAUGAAUGGCAGGAAAGACUGCCAAUGGAAGAAUCCUUUGGAGGCAAAAGUCAAACAGCGACAGAAACUACGCAACCUUUCCAGACACAGCUGGCAGGUGAAGAGCAGGUGCUGGUUUCCAUAUCUACUGAUUCCACAGAAGUCACAAGUCCAUUAGCUGAGGGGUUAAAAGGCAACCGGAUGAAAAGCAACAAUUUCCAGCCCUCGACAAGUCGGAGCGGAAGGAGGGUGAAGAAAUUCAGGCAGGCGCCGGCGGAUAAUCAUCUUGCCGACAAGCCUCGGCAGCGACAGCGGGGUGAUCAAAAGCAAUUGCCGGCGACGGGCGGAAGGUCAGAGGCGCCUCAAACCACUUUGCCGUUAAUGAAUGGGAAAGUAAUGGGGGCCAACCGGCUUCCCUCUCCUGCUACCUGUCCGUCGCCAGAAAGCAAGAGAUUUACAGUGGAAGGAGUUUCCCAGACAGGUCUUGCUCCGCCAGAAGCCCAAGGACUUGUUGAAUAUGCUAAAAUGGAGCAGAAGGUCCAUGAGGUGAAAAUUGAGGCUGCUGAUUUGGAUGUUGCAUUGAUGAAUGGUCAACUGGGAGAGAUAGAGCAUUUAUGCACCCAAGUGGAAAAACAGAGGGCCAGUGCUUUGUUGUUAUGGCAAGGAGAAUGCUCGACCACUGCACAAGUGAGCAAGCCCGAUCUGUCAGACUCGCACAGCCUGGUUUCUCGCUGGGACCAACUGCUCCAAGGUUUAAUGAGCGUGCAGGAGGCCAAACGGCAUCAAUUACAUUUAGUUAAUAAUUACCAAGGAUGCCUGGCUGCGGUUCAGUCUUCCAUGAAACGUUUAUCAGUGGAAAAAGAGCACAUCAAAACGAGGGCACCCAUGGAAGGCACGGGUCUUCUGGAGAACAUCCAGAAGUGCUCUGCUUCCGUGCAGAAAGAGAGAGGCCUUUUAAAUAAGCUGAAGACCCAACAAGAACACUUAUCUAGACAUCUUAAAGACGCGGACAAGGAGUUAACCCGAAGCCAGGUGGAGCAAGCCGAGCAGUGGUGGGAUCAGGCCGAGCGCUCGCUUGAAAGGAAGCGGCUUCAGGUUGCGGCAGAGGCUAGUGAAUUUGAACUUCUCAUGAGUAAAGCCCGGGACCUCCAAAGGUCACUGGAACGGCAGUGCCAUCUCCGAACAGGAUCAAAUAUUCCCAGCGGGGAAGCAGACGUGGAACCGGCAUUGCUGACCGUAGAGCUGCAGGCCUUGAAAGACGGCAUUGCUCUGUUAAGGAGAGAUGCUGAGAUGCAGAUGAAAAGGAUCUGGGGCGAUUCCGAAAAAGGAGCCUUGGAAAACGCAACGAGCGAUUUGCAGAACCAAGUGGAGCAGCUGGAGCAGCUGACACCUCGGGAGGGCGACCAAGUCACCGGCGGGUAUCCCGAGGCUUACGGACUUAGAAAGAGGCUGGAGGAAGCUGUUUUGUGGGUCAGAGUCAAGGCGCUCCAUCUGGAUGGGAAGGUCGCGCUUUUCCCAGAUGACGUGAUGUCCCAAAUCGAAAACUGUCAGGCUGAGAUCGGAGAAGCUAAAGACCAAGAACCCGUUCUUAUGGGGCUGGCCGAUGAAGCCCAGAGCGUCAUUUCUCAUCUGGAGUCCGGGGAAGCCUCUGCCCUCCGCUCCCUUUCCUCGGAGUUACAAACCGGCUACCGAGACCUUGUCCCGAAAUUAGCGCAGAGGUUGCAACAGCUGGAAUCUCAACUGGCAAAGAGACAAAAGCUUUUUGUGGACUUCGAACGAGCUGAAGCCCAUCUUGCAGAGGUUGAGGGAACGUUGGCCUCCCAGACCAGCGAAGCGAGCACAAUGUCUGACUUGGAGCAACGCCAGGCUGUUUUGGAAGGGAUUCCUGAGGCGAUCCGGGAAACCGAAGACCUUAUAGAUAAACAUUUAAAAGAUUCUCCUCAGGGGCUGAAUCUAUUUGAGCAAUUAUUUUUAGAGGACUGUUUACGCAGCCUGAGCAACAGAACCAAGAGGGCUUACAGGCUUAUCCAGAGCGGAUUGUGUGCAGUGCAAAGAAAAAUCGAUGCCUGCAGGAAACUGUCAGAAAAAAUGGACAUAUUGCAGCAGGAACUCAGCGUUCCGAAGUGUGAUGAAUUUGACUCAAAUCCAGGGGAACUGUUGAAUGCAGCAGAAGAGGUCAGGGGUAAAUUGCAUGGGUUUAAAGAGAGAGCUUUGGACCUCCAGUCCCAGUUGUCGCAUUUGCACAGAUACAAGGAAGUGUGGGAAUGCCUGGGGCUGAGAUGGGACGUCCCGCGCCUCAACGAACUGCAGAGCCAGCUUUGCAAGAUGGCGGAAGGCUUUGCUGCAGAAUGUGACGGGUACCAAACGCCACUAAAUGAGGUUGAAGCUGUUACAUCCAGCAUUCAGAAAGACUGCGAGGCCUUAGAUGGUUCAGGCUCGGCCCCUGAAACCGGUUUGAUGUCGGCAAAGAUUUUGAGUCACAGAGUGCAACAGGCCAGAGAUUUAACCCAGGAGGAACUCAGUCUGUUAGAUAAAAACGAGACCUUGGGUGCAUCUCUCAAGGAGGCCAAGAGGCAGCACUUGAAGAACCUGGAAGUCAAAAUAGAUGGGUUGGCCCGAGUUAUACAAAGUCAGAGAUCGGCUCUUGAAGACAAAAGUAUACCUGAGCAAGAUCUUCAGAGCAGGCUGGACCAUAAUUUGCAGACCUGGAAGGAGAUCAGACGUGAGCUCCAGCAGCCCCUCUGGGUUGACUUAGAGACGCACCUGAUCCUCCGAGAAAAGAUGCACUGCAAAGCUCUUGAAGGUUUUAUCGAAGCAGAAUUUUGUGCUGCUGAGGAGCUGAUGAAUCAAGAGAGGGGAGCUGCGGAAGAAAAAUCCCUUCACGGCCUGCGAACCAAAUUAGAUGAGCUGGAAAACCUGAAAGUGCAGCUGAAAGCAGAUAUUGCCACACGCUUAAGUGCCUUAGAGGAAGCCUACGGGACUGUUAAGUCCUACAGCACAGCUGUCCAGAAGGCUGCAGACCUUGCCCGUAAGCACGAGUCCCUCCUCGCCUGUCCUCUGCUCAGCCUGAGUGAGCUGGAAGAGUCUUGCCUGCUUGUUCACCGUACGCAAGAAGAAUUCGAAGCAGCAAGGGCCGAAGUGGAAGCUCAGACCUCCCACCUGAGAGGCCUCAUUAAACCAAACCUCAAGCCGCAGCUGGAAAAAACACUUUGUGAGCUGCUUGCUAAAAGCUUGGCCAUAAAGGAGCAGAAUCUAAAGAGAAACUCCGAUGUUCAGCGAUGUUUUGAAAAGUACUGCAGCUUUACAAAAUCCAAAGAGAAGAUUCGUGCUGAUCUUCAUGAUGUAGAAAAGAUCCUUGGGAAAUCUUUCUACCACAUACCAGGAUCUUACAAAGAAGCUUUGGAGCAGUCCAAACAAAGCAAGACAUUGGCCUCUCGACUGGUUUCAGCUGAAGAAGACCUCAUGAACUUGCGACAGGACUUGGGGUAUCUGAGCUCGAUGUGCAAAGAAAAUGACCGCCUACUGAUCGCCACGGUUGUGUCAGCUCUGUGGCUGAAAUGGCUGAGCUUGCUCAAGGCUGCCAGGGAAUUGGAGAACAGAUGUGAAGAGCAGCGCCAGGAAUGGAAAUCUGUCAGCGAGGAAAUUGAGCGAGAGACAAUCAUUCUAGACAAUCUUCAGGAAGAUUUACCUGAAAAUCUCAAAGAGAAAGAGAGAUUCACCAAAGAGGAGCUGCAGGCGUUUCUGGAGUGCGUUAACUCUUACGAGGACAGUGUGAACGCAGAGGAAUUAUUCCUGCGCUUAAUACGUCACCACGCAAGUCGCAUUCUAAACAUCCCUCAGGAUCCUGCUGAGCAGGGAGAAGGCAUUCCCGUAGUCAGGGAAAUUCAGCUCAUGAGAGAUCGACUGAAAGAGCUCCAACAAAAGGCUCAGAAAAGAAAGGAUGUUGCGCGGUCAGAGGUUCAAGACCGGGCCCAGGCCAGCGAUGAAAUCGAUGCUGUGAAGAAUUCGUUGCAAGACACUAUGGUGUUGCUCCAUGGUCUGGACUUAGAAGCUCUCCCUGAAAGGACAGCAAAACUCGAGGAGAUCCAGAGAGCCAUUGAGAGCCAGAAACAAACUUUUGAGCAGAUCAUGGAUGGGCUACGGAUCAAGUACUCUGAAAUGUACACAAUCGUUCCUGCUGAGAUUGAAAAACACGUGGAAGAUUGCAGUCAGAUUUUACAGGAGAUAGAAGAAAAGGUCAGUACUGAAGUCCUGAAAAAUUCCCCCCACUACACCACAGAUAAAAAAAUAGAAGACAUUAAUAAAGGCCUCCAAGCUGUUGAAAACAUGUUGCAGCAGAAGAGUGCAGACGUCACCAAAGCCAAAGAUAUACAAAAGAGGAUCUGGGAUUUGCUGGACCUUUGGCAUUACAAAAUGAACGAACUGGAUUCCGAAGUUCAAGACAUCGUAGAGCAAGACCCUUGCCAGGGCCAAGAGCUGAUGGACCGCUUGAUGAUCCCGCUGCAGCAGUACCAGCAAGUUUCUCAGCUUGCUGAGCGCAGGACGACUCAAAUAAACAGGGCUGCCAGCAAGAUGGAAGCAAGCGACGAACUCGUGAAGAGCACCCGUGCUUGGCUCGAAAGCACCAGCCGUCUGCUGACGGAGGAGGCCAAGAGCGACUCCGCAAAAGAGUUGAAUAAGCAUGCCAGUGCUCUCCAGAUGGCAUUGGAAGAUUCAGAACAAAAGCAAAAUACCCUGAGAGCUAUGUACCCAGAACUGGAUGAGUUGUCCGCUUUGAUCGAAACGGACAGCACGGUGAAGCAGCUGCGCCAAGUAAACGAACAAGUCGCAGCCUUACAACAACAGAUAGUGGGAAUUCUCCCACUUAUCCAACAUUUGGCCGAUGAGGUAGAAGCUAUUGAAUCUGAAGUGAAGACCAUGGAGAAGGAUGUGGACAAGAUCAGGACGAUUUUGUCUCCCUCUGAUGACUCCCUGGAGUUUUCUCCCAAAGAGCAUCUUAAACAUGGCCAGGUUAUCUUGGGCCACAUUGGCCGCAUGAAGAAGACCCUCACUGAGAUACAAUCGUACCAAGCAGCUCUUCGGCUACCGGGUGUGAAGCUGCAACCUUUCUCCGUGUUCCAAAGGACCAAGCGGCUUUUGAAAGAUUUGAAGGCAUUGGAAAGAACGACCAAGGAGCAGGAGGAACUGCUUGAGCCAAUUGUGAACGAGACCGAACGAACCGAACAAGAGAUAGACUCUCUGAAACUGUUGCUGAAGAGCCACUUGGAUGACUUGUCUGCAGAAAUCCCAUUAGCUGUUCAGGCUGCUUCCCACCCGGAGGGUGAAGAGACAGAGGAGAUAAAGCGCCAGAUCGUCCUCCUGUGCCAGAGGAAGGAGGACCUCUUGAUGACCAUGAAGAAUUCCUUGCUGGAGCUUCACCAGAGGCAAGAAGAACCUGAACUGGAAGAUGAGUGUGUGGAAUCCCAAGCACUAGUGGACAGUGCCCUGGUCAGCGGAGGAGGCAUGGAUAGGCAGCUGUCCAAGCGGGGGUCACUGUCUCUUCUACCUUCCUUGGUCGAAGAAGCAGAAGACAACUCAUUCCACAAUGAAGGCGAAUCCUCCUCCACUCCACCCACAAACGGGGCCGAAUGCUUAGUGGCAACGUUCGGAGAGCUCACAGGAACGGUGGACGCCGGUAGGCCAGCCGCCUCUGAGCCAGCUCACCUCCUCCAGGUGUGCCAAGCAAAGGUUGCUGAGCUGGAAGGGUGGCUCGUCAAAGUCAAAGCAUCCCUGGAAUCCGUCAGCCCGACCUGCCAAAUGCAACAGGCGGUGGAGCGGCAUCUCGCUGCCUGCCAGGCAAUGCUGUCUGAGAUUGAACAGAAGGUGGGGUCUCUGUUGGAGGACUGCAAAGACAGGCACACCGAUGAGAGAGCGGACCUCCAGCAAGAAGCAGAGAGCCUGUCCCUGAAACUGAAGGAUGUGAAAUCUGACUUGGAAAAAGUCCACGGCAUGCUCCGGGAAAAAUAUACGGAAGAACAGCUUGUCCCUGUUGAAAAUACCUCAGAGGAAUCCUCCAAGCCUUUCUAUUUUGACUUCUCCAGCACAUUUCCACCAACUGUCUCAGAGAGGCCUUUGUUCAGUAGGUCGAGUGGAUUACAGCAGGAGCAGGAGCUGCUGUUGAAAUUGGCUGAACAGAAGAAAUUCGUCGACUUCCUUGAAGUGUACGUAGAGAUCAUGCAAUUGCCAUCCGCGGACGUCCCGAUUCUGGAAACCAGCAGUCAUGACGCAGCUGCCUUGGGAAAUGGACCCCCUGCUCUCAUUCCAAAGGACCCGGUGGGUGACAAGUGGCAAUACUUGGAAGAAGAGCUGCUGUUCAAGAUGAAGCCCGCUCACUACCCAUUCAAUGAACCUCAGAUCGCUACCAAAAUAAAUAUCCUUCCCAAGGGUGCUGCGUCAAGUGUGAAGACUCCAACGAUCGAGGAGCUGAAAAUGUUCGCCACUCAGCUAGGCAAUCUGAGUCAAGAAGCCUCCAUUCCGUCACAGGAAACCACAAUGAGGGAAGUUCCCUUGAACUUGGAUCAGAAACUCUUUGAGCUGCUUCUGGCCAUCAGCCGCUGCCUGAACAACAUGGAGCAGAUGUUGAGCACCUGCGGGCUCACCAGCGAAGAAGCCCUGGAGCAGCAGGAACUCUAUGAGACUCUCUCGGUGGAGCUGCAGAAACUUCAUGCCGAUAUUGGCGACAAGAAGGACGAUCUCUUGAAGUCGAUUACCUCUGCUGGCGGCAGCCCUGAUCGGUUUUCGCAGUGUUUUAGCAACCUGCAGGCACGGCUCCAGUUGACACAGGAAGCAACUGCUUCUAGGGGUAAAUCUGUGAAGGCUGAGCUGGACCAUUACAGUAAUUUUCAGAACGAAAUCAGGCUAUUGUAUGAUGCCUUGAUGGAGAAAAAAUCUGCACUACAACAGUCCUUCCGUGUUAUGAGCGGGGACGGCGUUUCCAAGCAGCUCCAGAAAAUCAACAGCCAAGAGUUGGAAGAACUCCAGAACUUUGAGAAGCAGACCGCAAAACUGCAGGACCAUGCAGAGAGACUAAAUUUGCCUGUUGACCCGAUCCAUGACGUUUAUAAACUGAAGGAUGUGCUGGAUGACCUUUGGAGGAUGCUAAGAUCUAAACAAAGGGAGCUGACUUCGCCGUUUAUUAGUGAACAGCAGUAUGAUGCUUUGUUACGUGGGCUAGCAGAACUUGUGGCUCUUGGGCAAGACAAAGUCACUCAGGCGAUGAAGCUGAAAACUUUCAAUCAGCCAAAUUUGCAGCUUCAGCUCCGAGAUCACAAGGCACUAGAAAACCAGUUAGCCGCUAAAUCGGACGAUAUGGAUCAGCUGAAACAGGCCUUAGGGGACUGCGCAGAACUUCCUGAGGCAGUCGUGUCAAGAAUCAAUGAGCUGGAUCGACAGAGGACCAGAGUUGUUAACCAGGUUGCUGUGCUAAAAGCCUCCACGAAGACGGCGUUGGAGGAGUGGAGGCUUUACGACGAUGCCUGGGACGACGCCGGGUUUGUCCUUGCGAGAGCUUUCUAUUGCGCAGAGCUCAGCAAACCUCCUGUGAUUACACUGGAGACCCUGAAACACCAGGUGGGAAACCUCCAGUCUCUUCAAGAUCAAGCCGAGGGUAACGAAGAAGUCUGGACUCGACUCCGCACUGCUGGUGACAAUCUGAAGAAGCUGUGUGAUCCCUCAUGUUCAGAUCUCAUUGAUCAGAAAUACAAGAAGGUGCACACAAGGUGGGUGCUGAUCAGUGAAGACACAGCAGAUCAGCUGCAGAAAGCCCGAGCCUCUUUACACCUUUGGGAAUCGUAUGCUGGCUUACACGCUGAGGUAACGGCCAAGCUGGACAAACACCAAGAGCAGUGCGCUUCCCUUUUGGCGGCUACCGUUCCCGCAAGUGGCACGAGGGACUUCCUGAGGCAGAAGUCGCAGGAUAUCGAAAAACUUCAGCUUGGCCUUCAAAACGUCAAAGCAAGUUUUCACCAGGCUCCUGAGCUGGCCGAGAAGAUAGCUCAAGCAACUGAGCCGGCAGUGCAGGCCUUUCUUCCGGAGAAGCUCCAGCCGCUUCAGAGGAUCUCCUACUUGGAACAGAUGUUGCAGAUGAAAGCGGACGAGUUUCAGUGUACUCAUUCACAACUAGAAGAUUUUGAGAACCGUUUGAAACAACUGGAACAUCGUGUGAAGGGAACCACGGAAGCCUUGGCCAAUCCAGAUCAAGGAGACGAAGACUCAGAUCUGCUCCUGAGCCAGAUGUUGGAUCUCGCGGCUUUGUCUCCUGAGAUGGAGCGUCUGAAUGAAGUCAGCUUCAGGCUGCCACUUGGAGACUUCACCGCCAAGCGACUGCAGAGCCUGAACUGGGAGUGGGCUCAGAAGAGAGCGAUGGCUCUGGAGCAAUGCAGCAAACUGCAGGACGUUCAGUCAGAGGACGAGUUUCUUCUGAGAUGUCAGAGAUGGGUUCUGUUCUUUGAGAAGAUGAAGGAACGCUUGAAAGAGAAUGUAGCUGGGACUCUAGAAGAGCUGGAGAAGCAACAAAGAGAUUAUGAGGUAACGCAAGCGGAGAUUUCCGUCCAUCAGCCGAUUUUUAAUUCUAUGGUGUCGAAAGCUCUGCAUGUGGUGGAAUCAGGAGAAGCCCAAAACAGGGCUGAGUUUAUCUCCAAGCUCACCCAGCUGAAGGAGCAGUGGCAAGGGGCUGUUCAGGCGGCCCAGCGGAGAAAGAGCGAGAUUGACGGACUUGUGAAGCGGUGGCACAAAUUCAACAACUUGCUACGAGACCUCACAAAAUUCCUCAAGGAGACCCAAAGCUUCCUUGCCGCUGUGAAGAGCCAGGACAAGUACAGCUUGCACCAAGUCCAGAAUCUGUGUCACGAUUUCCAGUACAAGCAAGUUCUUCUUUGGAGGUGGCAAACUAGGUGUUCUUUGGCCUUGGAUACUGGGGAAGAGCUGCGUGACGCGGCAGACCCUGAAGUAAAAGCUGUCAUACAAAAAGAGAGCAGUCAAUUGCAAGAGAGUUGGAGCAACGCUCAGCUUCAAGUGGAGGAGAUCAUGAAACAGCUUCAGGGCCACCUGCAGACGUUCGAGAGCUCUGAAAGGCAGACAGAAGGGUUGCACCAGAGGUUGCAGGAGCUCAAAACGAGAGUAAAAGAACCUCUCCCAGCAGAGCAUGACGAACUGCAGAAAGCAAAGGAACAUAUGAAGGAGCUGGAAAAGUCACUGGCCAGCUGGAACCGGAGCUUGAAGGAGCUUGGCACCAUGAAGGCCGAUCUGGCUUCCACGUCAUCAUUCUCCCAAGACGCAAUGAUGGUUCUCCGAGUAAGUCUCCAGCUUUAACACCCACACACCUUUGAAUUAUGCUUGCAAGUUUCUCUGCGCAAGCAAGAGAUCAAGGACCGGCUCAAUGCCUGGAUGGUGUUCAGCGAAAAAAAUAAGGAGCUCUGCGCUUGGCUGGUGCAGAUGGAAAGCAAAGUGCUCCAGUCGGCGGACAUCAGUAUUGAAGACAUGAUAGACAAACUGCAGAAGGACUGCAUGGAGGAAAUCAACCAGUUCAGCGAAAACAAGCUCAUUCCUCUCAAGCGAAUGGGCAGCCAGCUGAUCAAAGCCAGCAACAAGAGCCAGGUGGCCGAAAUCGAUGAGAAACUCAACAAAAUCAACCACCACUGGCAGCACCUUUUUGACGUCAUUGGAGGACGGGUGAAGAAACUGAAGGAGACUUUCGCUUUCAUACAGCAGCUCGACAAAAACAUGAGCAACCUUCGCACCUGGCUAGCUCGCAUAGAGUCUGAGCUUUCUAAGCCAGUCAUAUAUGACAUCUGCGACGAUCAGGAGAUACAGAAGAGACUUGCAGAGCAGCAGGAUCUCCAGCGGGAUAUUGAGCAGCACAGUGCUGGUGUCGAAUCGGUGUUUAACAUCUGCGAGGUCCUGCUGCACGAUUCUGAUGCCUGUGCAAAUGAGACUGAAUGCGACUCCAUCCAGCAGACCACCAGGAGUUUGGACCGCCGGUGGAGGAACAUCUGUGCUAUGUCUAUGGAAAGACGAAUGAAGAUCGAGGAGACCUGGAGACUGUGGCAGAAGUUUUUAGAGGACUACUCUCGCUUUGAAGACUGGCUGAAGACGGCGGAGAGGACCGCAGCCUGUCCAAACUCUUCAGAGGUUGCCUACACCAACGCCAAAGAGGAGCUGAAGAAGUUUGAGGCGUUUCAGCGUCAGAUUCACGAGCGGCUGACACAGCUAGAGCUGAUCAACAAACAGUACCGGCGGCUGGCCAGGGAGAAUCGCACCGAUUCGGCCAGCAAACUCAAGCAGAUGGUCUAUGAGGGGAACCAGCAGUGGGACAACCUCCAGAAACGGGUGGCAGCAAUUCUCAGGAGACUCAAGCACUUUACCAACCAAUGGGAGGAGUUUGUGGGGAUGAAGGACAGCAUCUUGGUGUGGCUGACGGAAAUGGACUUGCAGCUGACCAACGUGGAGCACUUCUCGGAGGGCAACUUCGAUGACAAAAUGCGGCAGCUAAACGGUUUUCAGCAAGAAAUAACCUUGAACAUCAACAAGAUUGACCAGCUCAUUGUGUUUGGAGAGCAUCUGAUUCAGAAAAGCGAGCCAUCGGAUGCCGUCGUGAUCGAAGAAGAACUCGAGGAGCUCCACAAAUACUGCCAAGAAGUCUUUGGCCGCGUCUCCCGAUUCCACCAGAAGCUGAUGUCCUGGCACCCGCGGGUGGAUGAUGAAAAAGAGGCCUCUGAAAACGAAGCAGACGCAGAAGACUCCCAGGGCAUGCAGACCGACCUGUGGCGCAAGAAAGCCACGCAGGAGGUGCCACCCUCCCCGCAGUCUCUGUGCCACCUCAUGCCCCCUGCAGUGGGACAAGAACGGUCAGGCUGCGAGACGCCUGUCAGCGUGGACUCCAUCCCGCUCGAGUGGGACCACACCGGAGACGUGGGGGGCUCCUCCUCUCAGGAUGAGGAAGAGGAGCCGUACUACAGCGCUCUCUCAGAUGUAGAAAUCACUGAGAAUCCUGAGGCCUAUCUUAAAAUGACCACAAAAGCUCUGAGAACAGUUCCGGCAGGAAAAUCUGCCUCCGAACCUCAUCCCUGGCACUCCCCGGACGGCUCCACAUGCCGAAAGCAUCCAUACAAUCAGGGGGAGAUGGUGAGAAAUGUUUUGCCGAACAGCCCGGAGACGAGCACGCCCUACAAGCCGAGCUACGUGAAACAACUCAGCAGCAGCAGUGUGGACAGCACAAAGGAGAUGUCCGGGAUCUUGCCCAGCGAAGAGUCCCCAAACAGCCAGGGCCACAUUGGUGUUCCUACUGUGGAGAAGCAAUCAGGAGGUAUCGAGAGGUGGGAGCUCCUGCAAGCCCAGGACCUGAGCAAUAAGCUGCGAAUGAAGCAGAAUUUGCAGCAGUGGCAGCAGCUGAACUCUGACCUUGCCAACAUCAACGCUUGGCUGGAUCAGACGGAAGAGGAGCUGGAAGUGCUGCAGGAGGCAGGUCCGGUCACCAGCAUGCAGACGGUCAAGCAAAGAGUCAAGAAGCUCAAAGAGAUGCUUAAGGCCUUUGACAACUACAAGGCUCUCGUGCUGUCCGUCAACCUGACCAGCAGGGACUUCAAGCAAGCAGACAGCACAGAGUCCAAAGAACUUCAGAACCGACUCCGGCGGGUCAACUUGCGCUGGGAGAAGGCCAAUCAUUUGCUGGGUGUUUGGAGGAAAGGCUUGCAAGAGUCCCUGAUGCGUUGCCAGCACGUCGAGGCAAGAAAUCUUGUCCUGAUGCACUACCUCUUUGUGGACGUAAUGGGAGACAUCGUCAGGCAGAGGCGUACCGCCUAUGGAGACAUGGGGCCACCCAUGUCUCCAAUUUAUGCCUGUCAACUAGAAAAAGAGCUCCUGGAACGGCAGCUUCAAGUCCAUACCCUGCAAGAAAUCUCCACUUACCUGCUGGCCCAAUCAGACGAUGGGGAAUAUGUAGAUGCAAACGAGAAAGUGCACGUCAUUGGGAAGAAACUGAAACAGCUUCUUCAAGGGGUUUCACAGGACUUGAAGACGGCACGGAGCAGCCAGGAUAUAAGCGCAUUUUUGCCCGGCAUGGACGAACUGGAUUCCAGAGGUGCUCACCAGGAACCAGAGAUAACUUGCAUGUACAAAAACAAGGUUGAUGGAAGGAAGAUCCUAGGGGGCAGAAGUGAUGCAAAAGUGGAGGAGAGAGGCGUGGCCAGCCCUCCAGCUCCCAAGACCCCCUCCUUCUUCUACCGCCUAUUGCGAGCUGCUCUACCCCUUCAGCUUCUCUUCCUCCUCCUGUUGCUUUUGGCCUUCAUGAUCCCGUAUUCAGAGGAAGACUACAGCUGCACUCGGGCCAACAAUUUUGCCCGCUCAUUCUACCCCAUGCUGCGGUAUACCAAAGGACCCCCGCCGACCUAAAGCAGCCUGCGUUCUGCACUCCACGCCAACAUGAACUUCUUCCACGGGUUCUUCAUUCUAUGCUGCUAACGUCCAUCUGACAUCUUCCGUCCACUGAAGUUUCUCUCGGGUUUCACGGGGAAUUCCCACCAGGACUUACCUUGCACUACAAUGGCACGAUAGUAACGUUUGAAAUCACUGUUGUGGCUGCCUGUCAAUGAAACGUUAAAUAAUAUCUUCAUAUCCCCGCAGUGCGCUAGAGAACACAUCUCUAGAGAACACAUCUUCAUAUCCCUGCAGUGUGCUAGAGAAGAGGUCACUCAAAGGUGACUUCAAGAGGUUGAUCCUUCAGCAAUUUCAAUACUGGGGAGGGGGCUGAGAACAGGUGUCAAUUCUGCUCUUUCUUUGUACAGAAAGUUCAUUUUUUAUAUAUUUUUGAACUGUAAGCAACGUACUCGACACUAUUUGCACAAUGCGUAAGCGAUCGGUAGAUGGUCUUUGUGCCGAAAGGUACAUGGGAUUUGCGAGACGGUGUCACGUUAGCUAUAGAAAUUAUUUUAAUGCUAAAGAAAAUGUCUAUUGACGGCAACCGGUCGGGAAAUUCUCGCGCGCGAGCCCUGCCGAAAUGAACCGGGAGCGCUCUCCGAUGGCGUUGCGCGAAAGAAUUUCCUGCUGGGUUCUGCUCCUUUUUUGAACGUGGCGGAGAAAACCCAUCUGUUGAAGCGAUGCCCUGCAUGCACAAAGAUCACACAUUUUAUUUCUGCUGUUUUGAUAUUGUAGUAGAAAGAAAAGGUUUAAUUUUUUUAUCAGAAAGAUUUGUCCUACUUUAGUCUUUUAUCUGCCCUGUAUCUUUCCAGUUCAGUAAGUUGUAUAUGUUUCUAGGGGGGGAAAUAGCUAGUAUGUAGAGCUGCCUUGUCUGAUGGUCUUAUUUUUUGUACUAUUUUUUUAAUUGAGGUAAAUAAAGAUUGAACAAGAAAAUAA